Messenger RNA from Tetrapisispora phaffii CBS 4417, 945 nucleotides. RefSeq lists its product as uncharacterized. Gene Ontology annotation, biological process: flocculation. NCBI's taxonomy places the organism in Eukaryota, Fungi, Ascomycota, Saccharomycetes, Saccharomycetales, Saccharomycetaceae. The record is from RefSeq and is a predicted model, not a curated record. Bases 1 to 945 code for a protein of 314 amino acids. The transcript has a single exon.
AUGCAAAUGAAUUUAUUUGCAUUAUCAGCUGUGAUAUUUCCAGCUUUAAUUAAAGCCGCUACAGAAACAGUAACUGAAUUUUCUACCGUUUUAGGAAACGGUGGUUUCACUUAUACCACUACUUAUGACACUUCCAUUGCCAAUGUCACUGGUGCUGACGGUAUUGAAACUCAAAAUGUUAUCUACUAUGUCAAGACACCAGCUCACAUUGUCCGUACUACUUCCCUUACUGCCUGGACCGGUUCUUACGAUGAUUUGUACUCUUCCUUAAUCACCACCGCUGUCGGUACUGAUGACCUCACCACUACCACUACCAUUUACUUCAUGAGAACCCCAGGUCCAGUCAGCUUCUCUACUGAUUUAAGAAACGGUGGUUUCACAUACACCACUACUUAUGACACUUCCGUUGCCAUUGUCACUGGUGCUGACGGUAUUGAAACUCAAAAUGUUAUCUACUAUGUCAAGACACCAGCUCACAUUGUCCGUACUACUUCCCUUACUGCCUGGACCGGUUCUUACGAUGAUUUGUACUCUUCCUUAAUCACCACCGCUGUCGGUACUGAUGACCUCACCACUACCACUACCAUUUACUUCAUGAGAACCCCAGGUUCUUCAUCAGUUCUAGUCUCAUCUUCAUCAGGUCCAUCCUCAUCUUCAUUAGGUUCAGCCUCAUCCUCAGCAUCUUCAUCUAUUACUACUUCUUCAUCAGUAUCGUCAUCGAAAACAAGUUCUACUGCUCAAUCAGUUUCUGUCCCUGCUGCAUACACUACCAGCGUAGAAUACCAUGGUGUUAUGAUGAAAAUGAUUGUCUCUUAUGAUGCUGUUGUUGAAGCUGAUGGUGAUAUUGAUAUAUCUACUACUAGUUAUAUGGUUGACGAAACCACCACGACUGCUGUUGUGAGCGUAACUGAAACAAACACUGUUACAGUUUUCACUCAAUGUUAA